CCCGCAAAUGUAGCAAUUUUCCCAUCUUUUAUUUUCAUUUUCAAAAGUGCUGCUUGUCCCUGUAGCGCCAUUUUGUCCCACUCACCGUUUGCCUGUUUUUUUUUCUACUCCAGACGUGACUUGUGCGUCAUUUUUGACUCAAUUUACAAUAUCGUCACUUGACGUGGGCAGAAGCAAGACUUUUUGCCUAAAGGUGAACCCGUGUCCUUGGAAGCAAGUACCCACUUGCUGCUGUUGUAGUAAAAAUAAUAAUAAUAUUUGUAUAUUCAGGAUAAUUAGAAUUUUGUUGAAUUGUGGGUGAAGAGAGUUUUGUGCACAAGUGUCAUGGGGGAGUGAAUCAGAAGUGAUUAUGAUGAUGAUGAUAAUGAUGGGAGCUGCAACGAGCCCACCACGGCUGCACAACAAUAGGAGCGCGUGUGUUUAUUCCACGUCACUGAGCGGUUGCCACACUGAUGCAUUUUGCAUCUUGAACAUUUCAUUUUUUACCUCAGCUUUUCCUCCCCGCCCGGCCCGUUGGUUGGUGAGCUCGCUUCUGGUCGGGAGAGGCAAGCGGGGACAAAAGCGGCCCCCUCAGCAGUCGCCGGUCCACGGCCUCACUGUUUCCAUCUUCUCGCUGGGGGGCCAGACUUUUAUUUUUAGUUGUACAGUAUAUGCUUCAUACUCACUGCAGACGUUCUAUGUGGGCGGAUGAAUGCGAUGGGAAAUAAAAUUUUGUUUUUAAGUGCUAAAUUAGUCAUGAGAAAAUGGGUCACUUAUGAAAUGAUUGCAAAAUUUGUCAAACCAGUUCAAUUAACAUCAUCACUUACCUACAAUAUGGUGAUCUAUUUUAUAAAAGUUGAAGCUGAUGUUGCUCAUAAAGCACUUGCUAGCAUAUUGGCGCAAAAUGUUUAUCUAAAAAAGGGAUUUCACUACUAUAUAAGGUCAGCAAUUUUUGCCUGAUGUUAUUUGGGCUGCACGAUGGUGUAGUUGUUCACCAACAUUUAUUGAGGGAAGUCUCCCAAAAAAAAAAAAACAUCAGACAAAGUAAAAUUGCUGCAAUCAUUCUGUUCCUCUCUCAAUUUACUCACAAACGGACUUCAUCAGUAUGAAAUCCGGGCCUGCUAAACUGAGGACAAACCUGAUAUGGCUGCAGGAAACGGAUUUAUUUAUUCCCUUGUACAGGUUUUGUUGCACCCUCUCAGUGGCUUUAACGUCAAUUCAUGUCAUUUUAGCCGCAUUAAGCCUAGUCCUGUGGCUGGUUAGGUCACUACUGCACGCCCAGUGAUAGAUUGUUCCACCGCACAUUUCGUGUUUUUGAGUCAACAGGGGUGCUAUUGACUAAGUCAACAUGGUGAGUUAACCCCCCAAAAUAGUUGACAUAUUUUUCUGUAUUUCUUCAUUGUUUGCUUGCUUAUUUUGCCUUGCCUUGAAUGCACAAUUUAGCCGAAGUCACCAACACCUCUGUGGUCAAGUUAAGACGUCACAAAGCGAGAACAAGGCGGCGACGGGCUCGACUCGAGUUGUACAACAGUCGUCUGUCGGCGCGGUGCCCGUCGCGCAAGUUGAUUCGCAAGUGUUGAAUACGCGUGUGUUUGUUGUGUGUAAGAACAGGUGUCACGGCGCGACUGCGUUUGUCGCAGCCACGCGGACGGAGGCCUCCCACUCGGGCCCUGCAUUCACUGACCACCCCCCCCCCCGCCCCCCUCCCCCUGACUACUCACAGGAUUUUGCAAGUGGUCCGACCCCUGCGGCAGCAUGACGCUCACCGGCCACAAAAUUAGCAGUUGCCACGUUUCGGCGGCAGUAUUUCACUUCAGUUCACCGCUCAAGCUUGCACUGGCGGUUGCAGGUUCCUGCAGAUGGCAACGCAAACACGAGCUGGAUCCAGACAACACCGGUUUCAUCGCAGUGGAGAACUUCACUAGCCUAGUGGAGCACCAUGAGUUGCAGCUGGACCCGUCCAAACUGGACAUGCUGUUAGCGUUGGUCCAGAGCAAUGAGGACGGCCAAGUGUGUUACCAGGAGCUCAUCGAGCUGAUGAGCAGCAAGCGCUCCAGCAGUUUCCGACGGGCCAUCGCCAACGGUCGCCGCACGCUGCAGCGGGAGAUCCUGCUGGACGAGACGGGCCUGGGCCUCUACAAGCGAUUCGUCCGCUACGUGGCCUACGAGAUCCUGCCCUGCGAGACCGACCGGCGCUGGUACUUCCACCAAAACCGCCUGUGCCCGCCGCCCGUCUUCAUCGCCGUCAUCACCAUUGUCCAGAUUAUCGUGUUCAUGUGCUACGGCAUCAUGCUCAACAAGUGGGUGCUGCAGACCUACCAGCCGGACUUCAUGAAGAGCCCGCUGGUGUACCACCCGGGCCACCGCGCCCAAGUGUGGCGCUUCUUCAGCUACAUGUUCAUGCACGUCGGCUUGGAGCAGCUGGGCUUCAACGCGUUGCUGCAGCUGAUGAUCGGAGUCCCGCUGGAGAUGGUCCACGGCGUCUUACGGAUAAGUCUGCUGUACAUGGCGGGAGUGCUGGCGGGUUCACUGACGGUGUCCAUCACCGACAUGCGCGCUCCGGUGGUGGGGGGCUCCGGCGGGGUCUACGCUCUCUGCUCGGCACAUCUGGCCAACGUUGUCAUGAACUGGGCCGGGAUGAGAUGUCCGUACAAGCUGCUCCGCAUGAUCCUGGCGCUGGUUUGCAUGAGCUCGGAGGUGGGCCGGGCGGUGUGGCUGCGCUUCUCGCCGCCGCUGCCGUCGUCCGGGCCGCAGCCCAGCUUCAUGGCCCACCUGUCGGGCGCCGUGGUGGGCAUCAGCGUGGGCCUGCUGAUCCUGCGCAGCUACGAGGAGAGCCUGCAGAAGCAGUGCACCUGGUGGGUCAUCGUCUUCUCCUUCAUCACCUUCCUCCUCUUCGCCAUCUUCUGGAACAUCUUCGCCUACGAGCUGCUGGCCGUGCAGAUCCCGCCCGCUCCCUGACGAAAGCCUCACGCGGCUGUGACCUCAGAUCAGGUUUUUCCCCUUUUAAAAAAUAGAUUUAAAACCGUCCGUUUCGACGUCGGGAAUCAUGCGCGACUUUGACGGACACUUUGCAAAACGAGGAAGGACGU
This is a messenger RNA of Syngnathoides biaculeatus (alligator pipefish), 3068 nucleotides long. RefSeq names its product rhomboid, veinlet-like 1 (Drosophila) (gene rhbdl1). Gene Ontology annotation, molecular function: serine-type endopeptidase activity. The transcript has 10 exons. NCBI's taxonomy places the organism in Eukaryota, Metazoa, Chordata, Actinopteri, Syngnathiformes, Syngnathidae. The record is from RefSeq and is a predicted model, not a curated record. Bases 1735 to 2937 code for a protein of 400 amino acids. Gene Ontology annotation, cellular component: membrane.